AUGGCAUUUGUAGAGAGGUGGCAUCUAGAGACAUUGUCAUUUCAUCUUCCUCACGGUGAGAUUACCAUCACUAUUUACGACAUUGCAUGCCUCUUGCAUAUACCUAUCAGGGGUACCCUCCUUAGUCACGGUAGGCUGGUGAAGGAGGAAGCGAGGGAGAUGCUGAUUGAGGAAAUGAGGGCUGAUUCAGAGGACGCGCUUGAGGAGGUUGAAAGGACCCGCGAGACGCAUGUCAGGUUUCACUUCUUGAGGCACCCAACUGUUUGUGGACACGAGCUCGUCGUAUACAAUCGUUGUUUACCUGAAGUAUUCAUUAGAUACCGCAUGUGUCCGAGAGUACAACUAGGGAGUGGCUACACUCGCGGUUGGAUACUACAACACUUCCCAGACAUUAUUGGCUGGGGAGAGGUGUCGGGUUACACUGAGGCCAUGUCGCGUGCUAGAGCCUUCGUCCCCUUCAGAGGGAAUCAUGUGUCGGAUCCUUUCAGGCGCUGUCUCGACCUCAUGGCCGCUGAGGACGUUCGAUAUGACUGCUAUGAUGAUCACCGUGAGGCGGUUUUGUGGAACGACAUCGCCCUAUAUUAUGGAUGGUUGGCUUCUAGUUUGACCAUUAUUAUUCGUUAUCUUCCGGAGCGCGCCGUGGGUUAG
Molecule: messenger RNA, 648 nt
Organism: Vicia villosa (hairy vetch)
Lineage: Eukaryota; Viridiplantae; Streptophyta; Magnoliopsida; Fabales; Fabaceae
Exons: 3
Coding region: 1-648 (215 amino acids)
Source: RefSeq, a predicted model, not a curated record